This is a messenger RNA of Punctularia strigosozonata HHB-11173 SS5, 987 nucleotides long. RefSeq lists its product as uncharacterized. The transcript has 4 exons. The record is from RefSeq and is a predicted model, not a curated record. Bases 1 to 987 code for a protein of 328 amino acids. Lineage: Eukaryota; Fungi; Basidiomycota; Agaricomycetes; Corticiales; Punctulariaceae.
AUGUCUCUCGUCUGCAGGGCGACGCGUGCCCGGUGCCAAAGCUACCUGUUUGCCUACGUGUCCGUCGAAGAAAUCAUGCAGUGCGCGAACCUUGUCAACGUCUUCAUCAGUUCGCCGCAGUUGGCGACAAACAUGCUCUUCGGGAGUACCAUUGCACCAUCUCUAUCACACCUUCCGGAUCUUUAUGACCCCCGCCUGCCCGUGCGGUUGUUCAUACUGGAGGAUACUGCCAUCGACAGUCUGGAUCGGCUGGCUAUCGUACUCUCCCGUAUGCCUCUGCUGGAGCAGUUGGAGUUGAAGUCGACUCGAAUUGAAUACGCAGGGCCUGAGGAUGAAGAGCCCAUGCUGGAGCUGUGGCCAUCAUCCUCUCUCCGUUUGACCACUCUGGUGCUGCAUGACCACAGGAUGGGAUCGCUGGAGGAUGCCGCCAUAUUUUUCAGUGGAUUUGACGAUGUCAAGGUCCUGAACUUGAUGAUCAUUGAUAGCUGCGACUACCAGUUCCUCUGCGACAUGAUCAAGUUGGAGAAGGGUGUCGUGGAGUUGCAUGUGGUCGUGACCGAGAGGUGGGAAUAUCCUCUGUACGAAGAUGAAAUGCACCCGGAAGACUUUAGGGACCGGACCGGCGGCGGCGGGUUGCGUGCGCUCGUAUUUAAGCAGGAGACUGGAGUUUUCAGGGAGAAGAAUUUCAAUCUCGACGACAACGAUGGAAGCUGGACAACCCCUCUCUUACUGUCUCUGAAUACGCAUCUCCUCGAGGCGGCAACGUGGCCUGGAUUCGAUUGGGCCAUGGUAGACGAAGCGCUGAGUAACCCUGGCAAGUUCCCCGCGCUGAAACUGGUCGAAGUCGACGAUAUCUCCUUCGAACUUCGAUCAGGCAGCGAAAUCCGUAUUUUCGAAUCUCGGCUCGAAGAGCAACUCCCGCAGGUCCAGCAUCAAGGGAUUCUUUACGUUAACUUGGACGAUAGGUGGCGCGCUGCAUUGGACUGA